This is a messenger RNA of Drosophila nasuta, 3193 nucleotides long. RefSeq names its product pre-mRNA processing factor 3 (gene Prp3). NCBI's taxonomy places the organism in Eukaryota, Metazoa, Arthropoda, Insecta, Diptera, Drosophilidae. Gene Ontology annotation, biological process: mRNA splicing, via spliceosome. Bases 171 to 2036 code for a protein of 621 amino acids. Gene Ontology annotation, cellular component: U4/U6 x U5 tri-snRNP complex. The transcript is spliced from 2 exons. The record is from RefSeq and is a predicted model, not a curated record.
CAUAUCGAUUAGAGACAACCCUGUCUUUUUGCCGAAGAAAUUUUCACGAAAACGUUUUUACAGAUAAACAUAAAAUAAAAAACCAUUUGUGGAUUAUAGGCGGAAUGUGCAAAGUUUUUUGGUAAAUAACUUGUAACGUUUUAAGCCAGAUCAAUUUAAUUGCGAAUAUUAUGUCGUCUAUUAUAACGCGCAAGGAUGCGGAGAGCGUUGCCGCCGAUGCCGACGACGACCACAAAUCGAAAUCAUCCAACAAACGUUCGGCGUCCGCUUCAGGCGCUGACGGCGGCGGCAUCGUCGAUGCUGCCUCUGCUGCUGCUGUUGCUCCAAAGAAGUCCCGAUUCGACGUCAAGGAGAAGAAUGGCAACCAAGUCGAUGCUAUGGCCGCCUCGCUAAGCUCCACACAAAUUAAACUGAUGAUGGCUCAUGCUCAACGUGAGAUCGAGGAACGCAAGCGGGCACUGAGUAAUCUUCGGGACAAGGAUCCGCUGCUCGCGUCUGUACCCCAAAUAGGAAUGCCCGUGGCACUGGCCACACAAGCGCUGGCCAAAAAGCCCACGCCCGAGGAUGCGGACAAGGCCAAGAAGAUUGCGGAGCUGCAGGCGCAAAUACGUGCCAAGUUGACGGGUAAUUUGGCCAAUUUAAUACAGCAACAGCCCACAGCGGUUGCAGCAGCCGCCGCUGCAGCGGCCCAACAACAACAGGAGCGGCCCAAACCACUGAUAUUGGACGAAGAAGGACGCACUGUCGACAAAAGCGGGCGUGCCAUCAAUAUACCAACGGUGACGCCCACUUUGAAAGCGAACAUACGCGCCAAGAAACGUGAGGUAUUCCAACGUCAAGGCACGGGCACCGAGGGUAGCAGUAGCAACAGCGGCGGCGGUGCCGGCGGCUCGACGGGCAGCACACACGAUGAUGGCGUCAAGUAUUUCGAUGAUCGCAUUGCACUGAAGCCGACGAUAAGGAAUAAGCGUACGCUGCGCUUCCAUGAGCCCGGCAAGUUCCAGCAACUGGCGGAGCGCAUGCGCAUGAAGAGCCAGCUGGAGCGUUUGCAGAAUGAGAUAUCACAAAUCGCACGCAAGACAGGCAUCUCAUCGGCAACCAAGCUGGCGUUGAUAGCGCCUAAACAGGAUAUGCCUGAUGAUGUGCCCGCCAUGGAGUGGUGGGAUUCGGUUAUUCUCAGCCAGGACAUGGAGACGCUGGACGAGACGAGUGGCAAGAUAAGCAUACGUCAGACGGCUAUCAGCAAUCUCAUCGAACAUCCAACGCAAAUGAAGCCACCAAAUGAACCAUUGAAGCCCGUUUACUUACCUGUUUUUCUAACCAAAAAGGAGCGCAAGAAGCUGCGUCGCCAGAAUCGUCGAGAGGCCUGGAAAGAAGAGCAGGAGAAGAUACGUUUAGGUCUUGUUGCACCGCCCGAGCCCAAGCUGCGUAUCUCGAAUCUAAUGCGCGUGCUUGGCACCGAUGCUGUCCAAGAUCCCACCAAGAUUGAGGCGCAUGUUCGUGAACAAAUGGCUAAGCGGCAAAAGGCUCACGAGGAUGCCAACAAUGCCAGGAAAUUGACCAGCGAACAGAAAAGCGAGAAGAAGCAACGCAAAUUGAAGGAGGACACCAGCUGUGGUGUACAUGUGAGCGUCUAUCGCAUACGCGAUCUACAGGAUAAUCAGAGCAAAAAGUUCAAGGUGGAAACAAAUGCCAAACAAUUGCAAAUGACUGGAAGUGUGGCGCUCUUUCGUGAUUGUUGUGUGGUUGUUGUGGAGGGUGGUCCUAAGCAGCAGAAGAAGUAUCGUCGUCUCAUGCUGCAUCGUAUCAAGUGGGAGGAGGAUGUGGUCAAGGGCAACGACGGGCAGGAUGUGUCCAACUCGUGUGUGCUCGUCUGGGAGGGCACAAGUCAGCGUAGACACUUUGGCGAGAUCAAAUUCAAAAUAUUUCCCAUGGAGAAGAUGGCACGCGAAUUCUUUCAGAAGCAUCAAGUCGAACACUACUGGGAUUUAGCCUAUUCGGGCGCCGUGCUUGAGGCAUCCACUGAUCAGCAGUAGACUAUACAAAUUUUUAUCCAUUUAGACACCCCCGAAAUUGUUAAAACACUUUUAGAUCGUUAAGUAUAACACAAAAUUAUAUAAACAUGAAACAUUUAUUUUGCGGUAUAUGGAUCCUCUUUGAUGUUGCUUUGUAUGAACUCGUGGAGUCCUUGCUGCUGCAGCUUCUCAAUGAUUGCAGCCAGCCGCUGAUCCUCUUGAUGUUCCAGUUGCUUUUCACGCAUAUCCAGCACAUGCUGCUCCUUCACACGUUCGGUAAGCACGCGUUUAAUCAGCUGCCGCAGCGAUUUGUUUAUUUCUAGCGUGUAAUCCAAGAGUUGGACAUAAGUCUCAGGCUUGAGGUAACCACAUUGUUGACACUGCGCCAGCUGCUCAAAAGUUUCCAUGCUCGCAAUGAUGAGUAGGCCAUGUUGUUGCACAUCCUUUUGCUCCUCUUUCUCCUCCUUGGACUUACUGCUGCUGCCCAGCAGCGCAUUGCCCGCUCUGUGCUGCCAAAGCAACUCCUCCACCUUAGCGGUGGGGUUAACGAAUACAUGAUCACGAUAAAUGCAUGCUGUGGAGGCGGUGAUCAGGUCAUAUGUGGAUAUGCCACACUCGAUCAGCGCAACACCGCAACAAUUGAUCGCAGUACUCAGCAGGCAGCCAUCGUCAUCCAAGAUUAAAACUCGAAUAUCGAGUUGAAAGUUGACAAAUUCAUUGCGACAAACUAAGGGUUGCAGUGCCUUGGUCAGCAUGCUGCUCAGGUGCUUUUCACGUUCCGGCACCGCUUCCAGAUCAUCGCUGGCAAAAGCCGCAAAGUUCACAUAGCAAUUGAUGACACCCAUAUUCACACGACGCACGUUGGAGCGGAUUAGUUCGCGUGGCGGGGCCACUAUGGCCAUCACCUUAGUGUUGCCAUAUUCCAUGUAAGCAGAGCCUCUCACUGUGGUUAGUACUCCAACUCGUAUAACUGCAAGUGAUUAAUAAUUUCUUUAACAAUAAUAUAUACUUCAACAUUUCAUUUACUUACAAGUUGGACGUGGAGCUGCAACAACUGUCGUCGGUUUUUUCAAUGCUUUCGAAGAAAUCCUCACAAUCCUGUGGGGUUGUGUAUAGUUGUGAAUCUAUGGUGGCUCCAUCGAGCAACGUAUUUUUGGUUUGUGUUACGCGCAACAUUU